CAACGUGUUUCGGAACUUCAUCGUAGUUACGACGCAUUACAAUACCCAAUAUUGCAUUGGAAAGGUGACGAUGGCUAUAAUAUAAAUAUACCAAUGAUUGAUCCACGAACAGGUCUACAUGUACAAAAAAAGUUAGUGCCAUGAAUUUUUAUUCUUAUCGAUUGAUGGUUCGUCCACAAGAACAAAACUAUAUCUUGAGAUGUCGUAAACUAUAUCAUCAGUACAUCGUUGAUAUGUACGUCAAAAUAGAAACAGAACGUCUUAAUUUUAUUCGUUUCAACCAAGCAAAAUUAAGAUCUGAACAAUAUAUUCAUUUGCAAGAUGCGAUAGCGAAUGAUGCUAAUAUUAAUGACAUCGGACGUUUAACUAUAUUGCCAUCUUCGUAUAUUGGUAGCCCACGGAAUAUGAACGAAUAUGCACAAGACGCAAUGUGUUAUGUAAGAAAAUACGGUCGACCGGAUCUGUUCAUUAAAUUUACAUGUAAUCCGCAGUGGGAUGACAUCAAAAACAAUUUAUUUGCAGGACAGUCGACAACCGAUCGUCAUGACAUUACUGCGCGUGUUUUUCGGCAAAAAUGUAAAGCAAUUAUGGAUUUAAUUGAGAAAUUAUAUGUAUUUGGGGAGGUGCGUUGCCAUAUGUACUCCAUUGAAUGGCAGAAAAGGGGAUUGGCGCACGCACAUAUACUAAUUUGGCUGGUACAUAAAGUAACUCCGGAUCAAAUCGAUAACCUUAUAUCAGCUGAAAUUCCUAAUCACACUGCUGAUCCUGAGUUAUUUCAAGUUGUCGUUAAAAACAUGAUACAUGGACCGUGCGGUGAACUAAAUAUGAAUUCACCAUGUAUGAUUGAUGAAAAGUGUUCGAAACGAUACCCAAGGCAAUUUACUUCAGGCACAAUAACGGGCAAUGACGGAUAUCCGUUGUAUCGACGUAGAUCACCUAAUGAUAAUGGCAAAACGGCAACCAUUAGAAUGCAUAACCAGGAAGUUGAAGUUGAUAAUCGUUGGGUGGUUCCGUAUUGUCCAUUAUUAUCGAAAAUAUUCAACGCUCAUAUAAAUGUGGAAUAUUGUAAUUCUGUCAAAUCCAUUAAAUAUAUUUGCAAGUAUGUAAAUAAAGGGAGCGAUAUGGCUAUUUUCGGUGUUGCUGAUGAGAAUAGAUAUGAUGAAAUUACUCAGUAUCAAAUGAGUCGCUAUAUUAGUAGCAAUGAAGCUGUCUGGAGGAUUAUGUCGUUUCCAAUGCACGAAAGAUAUCCUGCGGUUGUUCACGUGGCUGUACAUCUUGAGAAUGACCAACGUGUUUAUUUUAAUGUAGCAAAUUUAUUGGAAAUAGCAGCGCAACCACCAGCAACUACGUUAACAGCUUUUUUUAAAUUAUGCGAAACUGAUACAUUUGCGAUAACUUUGUUAUAUUCUGAAGUGCCUCAGUAUUACACAUGGAAUGUGUCUCCGAAAAAAUUUCAAAGACGUAAACAAGGAACAGCAGUUCAUGGGCAUCCUGGCAUUUUCCAAACAGAUGCAAUUGGCAGAAUAUAUACAGUACAUCCAAACAAUGUUGAGUGUUUUUAUUUGAGAUUGUUAUUAGUUAACGUGAAUGGCCCAAAAUCAUUUCAAGAAUUGAGAACAGUCAACGGUCAUUUGUGUGAAACAUACCGUGAAGCAUGCCAACUUUUGCAUUUGUUGAAGGAUGAGGCUCAUUGCGAUUCAACAAUUCAUGAUGCAUCUAUUUGGGCUCAUCCUCAACAAAUACGAAUGCUGUUUGCCGUUAUAUUAUCAACAUGUAUGCCAUCAAAUCCACUUGAAUUAUGGAACAAAUAUAAACAUAAUAUUGCAGAAGAUAUUUUAAUUCGUAUGCGUCAUCAUGCAAGAAAUCCUGAUUUGUUGAUAACUUUGGAAAUGUACAACGAAGCUUUGAUAAUAAUUGAAGAUAGGUGUCUACGGAUUGCAAAUAAAACAUUAGUACAAUUGGGUAUGACCGUACCAAAUCGUGACAUGCAUGAUCUGUUUGAUCGUGAAUUGCAACGUGAGCAGGAAUUCAAUUCUAAUGAUUUGCGUUUAUUUGUACAAUCGAAUAUAACCAAAAUGAAUAUUCAGCAAAAACAUGUCUAUGACACAAUCAUGCAAGCCAUUUCCAAUAAUGCAGAAUUACAGAAACCAUGA
This is a messenger RNA of Bactrocera neohumeralis, 2153 nucleotides long. RefSeq lists its product as uncharacterized. The transcript has 4 exons. Lineage: Eukaryota; Metazoa; Arthropoda; Insecta; Diptera; Tephritidae. The record is from RefSeq and is a predicted model, not a curated record. Bases 141 to 2153 code for a protein of 670 amino acids.